This is a messenger RNA of Myotis myotis, 1712 nucleotides long. RefSeq names its product fibroblast growth factor binding protein 3 (gene FGFBP3). The record is from RefSeq and is a predicted model, not a curated record. Gene Ontology annotation, biological process: cell-cell signaling. The transcript has a single exon. The coding region runs from base 66 to 842 and encodes 258 amino acids. NCBI's taxonomy places the organism in Eukaryota, Metazoa, Chordata, Mammalia, Chiroptera, Vespertilionidae. Gene Ontology annotation, molecular function: growth factor binding.
AUGCUGCUGUCCUGGCCUUGCCACCACUGAAGCACCCAGGGGUCCCGGAAGAGCCGACCCGAGCCAUGAGUCCUCUGAGGCUGCGAGCAUCACUCUUGCUGCUGCUGCUGCUGCUGCUGGGUGGCUGCCUCCUCGCCGCCGCCCGGAGGGACCCGGGGGCGGCAGGCAGCGCCCCAGAGGCAGCCCGGGGUGCCGUGGGCGGCUCCACCGGCCGCUUCAUCAGCCCCGAGCGCCACGCGUGCAGCUGGCAGCUCCUGCUGUCCGCUCCAGGGCCGGCGGCGGGCAGCGAGCUGUGGCUGCGCUGCCAGGGCCCGGACGGCGAGCGCCGCCGGUGCGCCUACCGCGGGGAGCCCGGGCGCUGCGCCGCCUACGCCGCCCGCGGCGCGCGCUACUGGAAGCAAGUGCUGGGCCGGCUGCGCAGGAAGCGGCGGCCCUGCCAGGACCCCGCGCCGCUCCGAGCCCGCCUGUGCGCCGGGAGGAAGGGCCAGGGCGCCGAGCUGCGCCUGGUGUCCCACGCGCCCCCACCCGCCCGCCCCACUGCGGCCGGCUUCCCCCCGGAUCCCAAACCCCGGGCCAGGAACCGGGGGCGGACCCGGGAGCCCGCGAUCGGCCCCGCCGCCACCGUCCCGCCUCCCCUGCGCGCGCGCCCCGAAGGGAAGCCCUCGGAGAAGAAGACGAAAGGGGGCAAGAGGAAGGCGGCCUCGGACCCAGACGAGGAGCGACCCCUGGGGACAGGGCCGGAUCCCGACGGGCUGGACGGGAACGCGAAGUUCGCGGAGACCUACUGUGCCGAGAAGUGGCACUCCCUCUGCAACUUCUUUGUUAGCUUUUGGAACGGCUGAGGGUGCCGGCCUGGGAAGAGAUAUGGGGGUUUGGGGGUCGGGGGAGAGGGCGCUCAGCUGGAGAAGGAGGCGAAGGGCAGGCACCUUAGGUCCGGAGGUACGGGAUAGAGAGUGGGGAGGAGUCCAGGUUCUAGAAUGGAGGUGGGGGUGGGGGCUUGGGCUGAGAGUGUAAUGUAAGGGGAUAUGGACAAUCUCUGAGACAGCAGAGAAGUUUAACCAAUUUGAAGAGUCUCCACCCUGAUUAAGACCAGAAGAAAUAGUGGAAACAGAAGUAGGCAUACCUUAAAUGUGUAAAAACUGUAGACUUGGGGGAGAGAUAUGGGUACAGAGAGACUGAAAAAAAUAAUAAGGGGGGAAAGUGACUAAAGUGAUGUGAUUCUCACGUGGGAAGCUGAUACAAUGUGUACUGUUUAGCGCACAUAUUAAAAUGUAAUCACGAACAACUGAUAGCUUGAGCCAAGUGGACCUGUAUAAUGUCUUCUCACCUAAUCAGCCGACAGGGUUUCCAACUUUUUUCUCUUUCCGAAUUAAUAGUAACUUGGACGCUGCUUGGUAAUAUAGAUGACUUCUACAGGGAUAGAAGCCAUUCACUGGUCAAAAUGGACUCGAAUGAAUGAUUUUAGAAGUGCUACUUUUAAAUAGUGAUGCCUCAUGUUCUGAAACUUUCCCAUUAACCUUCUAAAUUCAGAAGUGAAUUGUAGAAAUUGAGGGCUCCAGUAGGUUUUAAAAAAUAAUAUUUUAUAGUUGACUAUAUUUUUAAAAACCAGCUAAAAUGUAAGUAUGUAUCUCAGAGUCUUUUGGAUCAUUGUGGAAGCUGUAUUUCUGUUUCAUGUAAUUAAUUGUUAACAUAUUUCAUCUUAAAUAAGAUGU